CUGCACGCAGACUAGCACCCAUUGUUGCAAUCCCCAUCAUGUAUUAUCACAUCCUUUACCUUUGCAAGCAGUUACGUUGGGAGUGAGACCGUGGCGCUGGUCAUCUACUGUGUCCCACUGAUAGGACGACCCCUAAACCUUGGUCGUGAUGGGCCAAGGCGGGUCGUGCUUUCGCCCGCUGGAAGGGACGCGCGGGAGGCGACGGACGAUACAUCCUGAACGCCCUCCCGCACCCUCAGCUCUGCAUGCGGCACUCUUCAACGAUUUUGCAAACGCCGUUGCGCUCUACAGAGCGAAUGAUGGUAUGCUUCUUGAGCAAAAUGAGGCCAAUAAGGCACUACUCAGUGAUGGCGUCCAAGAACUGGCAACGCUUUUUAGUCGCGACCCAGCCGCGCUUGCUGAGGCAUACCGAGCUGCCGCCGAGGGCACCGUGUGGAGGGGCCUUCUUCUCAUUCCACCUGAGCUCAUCCGGGAACCGCAAGCAGCGCCCGCGCACAGCGGAACGGAUGCACCUCAGGCCCACGCAGCCUCAGCAGCCUGCGGCUCGUCCCAGAUCUCCUCCACCUCCAUUCCCUCUCUGGUUGCCGUUGCUGGAGCCCGCAGCGUCGCCGGGUGCAGAGCCGCACAUGCAGCUGCAGCCCGUGCCUCCACCAGCCCCAACAAUGCAGCAGCAGCAACAACAACAACAGCAGCCGGAAGAGAGGCUGCUGAUCAUAUCGGUAGCGCCCUCGCUAAGCUCUUCCCAAUUGAAACACCCAGCCAGCGCGCGCUGCGGCUUGCAAAGCUAGCGCAGCAGCAACAGCAAGCGCACGCCUCCCCGGAUAGCGUCCCUGCAUCCGGCGCUGCUGCUGCUGCUGCUGCUGCUGCUGGUGGUGGUGGUGUUCCUGUUACUGGCGUCCCUCUUCCGGACCCCGCCGAUGCAGCUACUGCCGCUACUGCUGCUGCUGCUGCUGCUGGUACUUCCACUUCCACACCAAUGCCGCUGCCGCCGCCGCCGCCGCCGCCGCAGCAGCAGCCAGGUUGCCGGACGGCAGCAGCCGCACCACCUGCUCCGCUGCGACGCACCACCACCUCCUACCGGAAUCGCAUUUCCCAGGAUGUUGCGACGUUUCUUCGUACGGCAGAGCAUCAGGCCCUCUGGGGGGGCUCAGGGGCGACUGUGGCGGCGGCUGCAGCAGCCUCAGCAGCAGCUGCUUCGGAGGCGGUGGCAAAGGCGGCUCAAGCGGCUGCAGCCGCCAAAGCUGCAGUGCUAGCUGCGGCUGAGGAGGCGGCGGCCAGCGCUGGGCUGCCGCGCAUGCGAGAGGAUGCGGGCGCUUCCGCCGGAGGGCAUGCUACCGGCGCUGCUGCUGCUGCUGCUGCUGGCGGCGGUGGUGGUGGUGACGGUGGUUGUUCGGGUGGCGCACCCGGGGACGUCCAUGCUUCUGCUGGCGUUGUGGGGAGGGAGGAGUUGUGCGGGCAGGGUGUCGCGGGCGUGGUGACAGGCGGCGUGAUGGGCGGGGCCGCGGGCGCUGUGCAACCAGCUAGUGAGGGCCACCUGGGUGCCGCGGGUCGGGUCAUGUACGCCCCACGGGCCAUGAGCGCGGGUGCAGUGCAGACGAGCCUGAGCGGAGGCGUUUCUCCGGCGCGUUUGAACAGCGAUUCAGCCACCGCCGCACCGGCUGCCGCCGCCGCUGCAACCACCGUCGGCUCCGCUGCCGCCGCCGUAGCAUCUGCGGCAGUGGCAACAACCGCGAUGGCCACAACACCCGCGCUGUCUGUUGACGCCUCGCCAGGUGUCUCCCACCCGCAGCUGCCAACCCCCACCUCGCGGCUGCUGCUUCGAGAGGACUCUCCGGACUGGAGAUCCGACAACAGCGGCCAUGGAAUGAGCCGACGAGACAACGGCUCCAUUGACGGCAGCCGAGUCCUCAACACCGUUUUGCAAACGGGCGGCAGCUUCAACGAAGCCAUGGCAGCGCCCCCACUUGUGACGGGAUCUGGAGGCAGUGCCACCCGCGCCGCCGCCCAUUCACCCGCCCAAGCAACAUCCCAGACCCAGCACCCACAGCAGCAGCAGCAGCACCCGCUGCAGCAGCAGCAGUUGCCGUUGCCGCUGGCCGUUAAGUUUGCGCGCGCCUCGCAUGGACCGCCAGUCCGCAACAGCACACGCAGCAAUCUGUCCGGCCGGCAGCAGCAGCAGAUGCUGGAGGCUCUGACGACGAGCGCCUGGGGGACCCUGAUCGGCCCUCGCGGCCGCCGUGCGCCUCUGAGACGCCCCUCCACAUGUGGACCCAUGGGUCCCAGCGUAGCCAGCGAGGAUUUGCCAUCUGGGUCGGGAGCUUCCGGCUCAGGCGGCAUUCCCGCUUGGCCGGUGGACGACAGCCCUGGCGAUGAAGUGGGCAGCCCCAGUCACCCCAGACCUGCCGAGGUUGCAGGGGGAGCCGCCAUGCAAGACAUCUCGGGCGCCGCGCUGCUGCGUCCCGUGCCUGAAACGUCCCCCUGGGGUACUCUGGAGACUGCCAAACAGUACGGCACGCAGCAAGGAGAAGGCACAGGCGGGGCUUAUGGCAGCGGCGGCGGUGAAGGUGGCGGUGGCGCACCCCUGGGACGUUCGCCUGUGGCGGACUCUGCUUUGCAGUUGGCAGCGGGCGGCUUGGGUAGCGGCGGCGGUGCUGCUGCUGGUGGCAGUGGGCUGAGACUGAGGCACCUGCAUGGCGUGGCGGCGGCCUGUGCAGCUACGCCCUUCAAGCGGCAAUCGGCACAGGAGCUGGAAACCGUGAACCGCAGCGCGAAGAGCGAGGGCAUGGGCAUGGGUGGGGUCCCCGCGGCCGCUGGCAGCGGCGGCGGCAGCGGCGGCGGCAGUGGAAGCCGAGGCAGGAACGCUCGCCGGGGUUCCGUAGCCUACCAGGAGCCUCCGCCGCCGUACAUGGUAGGCUACGGGUACGGGGCAGCGGUCGACGGCGGCACAGCUACUUGCGGAGGCGGCGGCGGCGGUGUCCCGACGGCACUCCUGGUGACGCAUCGGGCUCGCUCCAUGACCAUGGCCGUGAGCCGCGACAUGGACCCGGACGGCAGUGCCCCUUUCGCCAUGCCGUACUCCAAUAAUUCAAGCAGUACGGCAAUCGGCAGUACGGCAGCUAUGCCGCCGGGACCGCAAGGCGUGUUACCGCGCAUCCUCAGCCUUGCAAGCAAGGUGUCGUACGCGCAGUACCCUCGUCGCCUGACCGCCUGUAGCAGUCUGGGAAGCAGCAUUGCGACACCUCAAGCCGUUAGUGGGGAUUUACCGUACGUAACGGAAAACAACAACCACCAACAACAACAGCAGCAGCAGCAACAGACGUCUGUUGUAGUGAGUGGUAACAGUGCGAAUUGUACGGCAGUAACAACGGUGCAGCAGCAACAGAAAGUGUCGCGCCAGAGCACCAGGACGUCCAGGAGCCGUAGAAGCUUCCGGCGUGCGCAAAGUGUGGAGCGGUUGGAAGUUGACUUGACGUAUCGACGCGACAGCAGUACGGCAACCAGCGGGCGCUAUGCGGCGGAUUUGGGAAGCGGGCCCGGGCUCUUCGUACCUGAAAUGGAUGACCCUUCUUCCGGCCACCGCCAAGAUUCCAUCAGCGCCGUCGUAUCCUCCCUGCAUGUACACGCCACCAACAGCGGCAGCAGCAGCCAUGCAACAAAUCUGGGCAAGGCAGUUGCGAAAGCACUCGCCAUCCCCCACCCAACCACCAUCACCACCACCAACAACAACAACAACAACGCCGCAGUACCUCCAGCGUUGUCUCACAACUUUGACGCCGCUGCUGGCGGUGCGCUGGUUACGUCCACGAGCCAUGUUGUCGGACCCAUGGGUCACCCGCAUGAUGAUGAGGAAGUUCAGGUUGGGCCAUCCUCCGUGCACUUGCACGUGAACGGCACUGGCAUGACCUCCAACAGCCAUGCCCAUGUCACGGGCAACGUGUAUGACACGUCAGGAUCUGUGUUAUCCGGUUGGGGCACACCGGGGAUGUCGCUAGGGCAGCAACCCAACUACUACGCACGAAGCACGCUUGGACAGGAGUCGGUUGUUGGCGGUGGCAGCAUCGCCGCCGCAGCAGGUGCGGGAGCAGAUGCAGCGAGCAGCGGCGGAGGGGCGGCGACAGUGCUUUCCAAUGCAUCAGUCGGCGUGCCCCAGCAGCAUUACCUCCAGCAAACCAGCUCCCGCCCACCGAUGCAGCCACAACGGCAACUCCAGCAGUCAGAGCACCCGCACCAGCAACAACGGCAACAGCAACAGCCACGCGCCCUGAAGACACCGGCUUCCCAGCUGGGGGGAGCGCCUCCUUCUCCUCCGCAGCAGCAGCGGCCAUUGCAACAGCCGCAGCAGCAGCGGCCUCAGGAGGAGGAGGAGUUGGAGGAGGAGGAAGAGGAGGAGUCGGGGAGCCGCAGCGAGUCGGCAUCAGGUCACCUGUCGGCGGCUGCGGCACCUGUCAUGGAGCGAUGGCACGAAGUGGUUGUCAGCGGUCUGAGCCACCCGGAGACGGCUGAGCGGCUCAUCGUGGUGUCUCAGAACGAUGUGUCCGCUCGCGUGUGGGCGGAGCGGCAACUGGCGAUGGUGGUGGAGGCUGAGCACUCGCUGCUGGAGAACAUCUUUCCCAUGCAUGUCAUCGAGCACAUAGCGCUCAUGGCUGCGAACGCCGCUGCUACCACCAACAACGAUACUGCGGGGGAUGGCACGGGAGACGGCACCAACGCGCCUGAGGGCGGCCCAGCCGCUGACGCCGAUGCGGCCGCAGCAGCAGCAGCCGCUGCUGCUGCGGCUGCUGCUGCAACGGCUGGUUUGGCGGACCCCAUGCGACUGCCCGCGCCGGACGACCACGCAGUUCACAUCACGGGCGAUACCUUCCUGCACCUCGCAACCUCCCACAGCGCGCUCACUGUGCUGUUCUGCGACAUCCAGGGCUUCACCGCCAUGUGCAACGUGGUGAAGCCCGCGACCGUGAUGGCCUUCCUCAACGACCUCUACACGCGCCUGGACGCCAUGCUGGACGCGUUCGGGGUGUACAAGGUGGAGACCAUCGGCGACUGCUACAUGGUGGCGGGCGGGCUGAUGAAGGUGGACGAGGAGACGGGCGCGGUCACGGUGCGCUCGGACGACGUGGACCCGCAGCACGCGCACCGAACGGUGCAGUUUGCCAAGGCUCUGCUCCGUUGUGCUGCCACCGUGCGACUGCCCACCACGGGUCAGCCCGUGCGGCUGCGUGUGGGCAUCCACAGCGGCCCCGCCAUGAGCGGCGUGGUGGGCACCCGCAUGCCCCGCUUCUGCCUGUUCGGCGACACCAUCAACACGGCCAGCCGCAUGGAGAGCACGGGGGUGCCGGGCGCCAUCCAUGUCAGCGCCGCCACUCGGGACCUGGUGCCUGGAGAGGACUGGCAGCCCACAGGGGGCGUGGAGGCAAAGGGCAAGGGCACGCUCAAGACCUACCUCCUCACGCCACCCGCUGAGCAGUAGCGGCUUGCGCAGCACGCAUGUUGCAUGGGUUUGGGUAACCGGGCAAAUGCACGUAGGCCCCGCUGGUGUCACUGGGGUACUGUACAUGGGUUGGGAGCCGUGAUGGGGCAGCGACUCCAUGUGAAUUACAAGACCUAACAGCCCCCCGGAAAGCUCGGAAGUGCUGUUGGGGCGCUGUUAGGGCAUCCGCUCGAUAAGCUUCUUGAACUGCCUUUUGUGAGCGAUAUAGCAUGUAUGGCCAGUGUAGCGGAUGAGAAAUGAUUGAAAGUCUUUUAAGCGACAUGAAGAAGAGGUUGCGUGUACCCUUGUGCGGAGAGCCAAAGACGAGAUGAGGGACGUGCAGGUCGGUGUGAGCUGCAUGCACGUGUUUUGCGGAUUGCGUUGGUCGGGUGUGUAUUGGAGGGGCGGCGGUGCUGAUGUGUGAAGCGCCGCGUCCCGUCGGCAUGUUAAGAGUGGAGGUGAGAGAGGUGAGAGUAUGGGUGCGUAGCUCUGAAUUGCCAGGCUCUAAAACGCUUUCUUUGGUGCUGCUGGGUGCUGCAACAGACGGAGAGGUGUGUGUUGCAAUUGAUGAGCCGCGAUAAGCCACUGGCCGUAACCAUUGUAGAAGACCGGUAACACCGGAGAACUCGUCACGCUGCUGCGACAGGGGAUGUCAGGCUCUGUCGAGCGCUUUGCGCAUGUGUCAUGCUAUUAUUUAUAGUUCUUUCACCGGGGGCAACGUUUGGUUUGGGGGCUUUUGCGAUUGGCUGUUAUGUGCCUCAAUUCUCGGGCGACCAUGUCUGAUUCCUCGCUCUCUGUUGCGUACGUGUUAGGCACGUUGUGUUGCGUAGCGUUUCGGCCGCCGGUGACGGUGGUGUGUCCCAUGCGUUUAUAGUGUGUGUAUUGAUGCUACUUUGCAUUGCUGAAUCAGUUGAUCACACCAACCCGCCGCGCUACUGUCGAAACGCGGCGGUUGCUUGUGAUCUUUUUGCUGCUGGGGUUCCGGCUUGUGUGGUUGUGGAUUCAAUGGGC
Messenger RNA from Astrephomene gubernaculifera, 6478 nucleotides. The record is from the annotation of a GenBank genome assembly. NCBI's taxonomy places the organism in Eukaryota, Viridiplantae, Chlorophyta, Chlorophyceae, Chlamydomonadales, Astrephomenaceae.